Molecule: messenger RNA, 1686 nt
Organism: Truncatella angustata
Lineage: Eukaryota; Fungi; Ascomycota; Sordariomycetes; Amphisphaeriales; Sporocadaceae
Product: delta-6 fatty acid desaturase
Exons: 1
Coding region: 1-1686 (561 amino acids)
Biological process (GO): lipid metabolic process
Cellular component (GO): membrane
Molecular function (GO): oxidoreductase activity, acting on paired donors, with oxidation of a pair of donors resulting in the reduction of molecular oxygen to two molecules of water
Source: RefSeq, a predicted model, not a curated record
AUGGCGCCGGCUGUUUCAGUCAAAGUUCGGGUGUGGUCUCGGAGAGAAAUCGAGGGAUUGAUUGCAGACGGGCGAAAGAUAAUCAUAUUGAGUGGUCAAGUAGUGAAGGCCGACGCGUGGCUACCAUAUCACCCAGGCGGGGAUAAAUCAAUAUUGCAUAUGGUUGGUCGGGAUGCAACGGACGAAAUAACAGCAUUACACUCAAGAGAAGCACAGGCACAUAUGCAGAAAUAUGUGAUAGGAAGAGUACACGGAAAAUGGGAAAAUCUACUCCCUCCGAUACAGGGAGGAACUUUCAGAACGCUGGUCUCGACGCACGCCGACAACCAAACAUUACAUUCAGAAGAAGAAGAAAUCAGCUCAUCUGGAAAUUCGACACCGCCAUCACCAGUGUUUGACACCAAUGUAAUAGGAAAUGAACAUUUCCGGAGGCGUGCGGGCAAUGAUACGCCUGCAUCUCAGCGUUCAUCAAUAUCAUCAUCAGAGCCGGGAUUGAGACAAUUCAGAUCUGGGGAAGCAUCAACAGCCUACGGGAUAUCGACAGAUCUUUCAAACUAUCCUGGUCUUGAUAAAAGAUCACAAGACGAGAUCGUCUCAAAGUAUCGCCAGCUUGACGAAAGAUUGCAAUCCGAAGGAUUAUACCAGUGCCCAUAUGGCUACUACGCCAUCGAGUUAGUUCGAUACUGUAUCCUUUUCGUUCUCUUCUUGACAUGUCUUCACUACUCAUACUACGCUCUUUCGGGCCUGUUCCUCGGGCUAUUCUGGCACCUGCUUGCUUUCACCGUCCACGACGCCGGUCAUAUGAGCAUAACCCAUGGAUUCCACACGGACAGCUGUGUGGGGAUAUUCAUUGCCGAUUUCCUUGGUGGCCUUUCGAUCGGUUGGUGGAAGCGGAAUCACAACGUGCAUCACAUAGUAACCAACUCGCCCGAGCACGAUCCAGACAUCCAGCACAUGCCAUUUUUCGCGAUAUCUUCUCGAUUCUUUAAUUCCUUGCGCUCGAGCUACUACGACCGCGACAUGAAUUUUGAUGCUGCGGCACGGUUUUUUAUUAAGCACCAGCACUACCUCUACUAUCCCAUACUUUUGAUGGGUCGUUUCAAUCUGUACGUCCUAGCAUGGUCAUACCUAUUGGAUCCGGUGCAAGCCCCCCGCAAAGGCCCAGCAUGGUGGCACCGUUAUCUUGAAUUGGCUGGCCAGGUGUUUUUCUGGUACUGGUUCGGCUACCGGACGCUUUAUCUCUCGAUUCCGACGUGGUCGUCCCGAAUCACGUUCCUGCUCAUCUCACAUAUGGUCACCGCCCCGUUGCAUGUACAGCUCACACUCAGUCACUUUGCCAUGUCGACCGCCGACCUGGGCAUCCAUGAGUCAUUUGCUCAAAAGAUGGUGCGGACGACCAUGGACGUCGAUUGCCCUCCUUGGUUGGACUUUGUGCAUGGUGGCCUCCAGCACCAAGUUGUACACCACUUAUUCCCUCGUCUCCCAAGACAUAACCUACGGCGAGCGCAAAAGUACGUGAAGGAGUUCUGCCACGACGUUGGAAUUCCCUACGUAAUAUUUGGGUUUGCGCGGGGGAACAUGGAAGUCAUCAGCAGACUAGGCGAGGUCGCCGAUCAAUUGAAGGUGUUAGAGGAAUGUAGAAAGGUUGCUGCAAAAGAUUUGAUCGAAGGCCACCACGGAUAUUGA